Messenger RNA from Camelina sativa (false flax), 642 nucleotides. Lineage: Eukaryota; Viridiplantae; Streptophyta; Magnoliopsida; Brassicales; Brassicaceae. The record is from RefSeq and is a predicted model, not a curated record.
AUGGCGACUGCGGAAGAGUCGAAGUUGUCUCUGGCGAAUUCGUUCGGUUAUGUCGUUCUCGGCGGAAUGUUUGAUCGAUUACACGAUGGGCAUCGAAUGUUCCUUAAGUUGGUGGAGGCUGUUCUGAGACAAUUUGGUGGAGGUGGUGGUUAUGGAGGUUCAGACACUCUAAUUACUGACGAGGAAGAGUUACAUCGGCAUCAGAAUCUUGAGAAGCUUUACAUCUCAACACACUCUGCUAAGCAUUUUCAACGCGAUAUUGUUCGUGGUGUACAAGGAUAUAUCAUUACAGGAUCCAAACAAGUCAAAAUAGGUAUUAAGUUGUGUGAGGAUAGUAGGAAAUAUGGUUCGGAUAAUACAUGUACUAGUGGUAAUACACUAACAAGAGCUUCACUCAGCUUCGCAAAUGCUCGAGCCUUGAUGGAGAAAGAGCGCGGAAAUCUCUUGAAGACUCUUGGCACACAGGUCGCUGAGCCACUGAGGUCAAUGGUAAUGGGAGCUCCAUUGGAAGAUGCUCGACAUCUAGCACAAUGGUAUGAUGGGAUGCGACAAGAAGCUGAAACUCAGACUAUCGAAGUAUCAAGACGGCAAGCUAAAGUUAGAAAGAAUCCUGGUAAUCCGGAACUGAUUGUGACCUCCUGA